AUGUCCUCACCACCACCAAUUAACCCCCUCAAGCGCCCGUCCAUCUCCUCCGCCUCCCAGCCACUCGGUACGAACCUCAAACGCGCACGCAUCCACCCCCUCCGCCAGACCUCAUUCCCGAGCUCUGUGAUCGACAUCGACCCGCGCUUAACCUCCAACAGUGACGCGGGAAGCGUAACGGGUAGUUUUACAGGGAGCAUCGGAGGCGCGAGUGCCGAUGGAGUCUUCGCUAAUAGAAGUAAGAAGAGGGGACGGAAGAGCAAGGUUGAGAAAGAGCGGGAAAGGGAGCGGGAGCGGGAGCGAGAGCGUGAGGAUGUGGCUAGUACGAGGGGUCGGGAGACGAGGAUGGGGUCUAUCGAUGAGGGGGCUUCUGUCCGUGGUGCUGGCGGUGGGAGAGCGGAAGAAGGGGAGGAUGAGGAUGAUGAUCUUGAUGAGGGGGAAUUGUUAGGAGGCGAGGAGAGGGGGGUUACUGAUACGGAGGCUGAGAAGAAGAAUCUUGCACUUCUCGUCGAUGCUUUCAACCCCUUACAAUCGGAACGAUACGAUCUCUUCAAACGAGCCAAGCUGCGGAAAGAAAGUCUUCGUCGAAUCGUCAAUCAUGCCCUCUCUCAAUCCGUGCCUGCCAGUGUCGUCACGACCAUCAACGGCUUCACUAAAGUUUUUGCGGGAGAGAUCAUCGAAAAGGCAAGAACUGUACAGGCAGAAUGGGCCAUUGCACACGAUCAAGCUGCUCUAGCUGCCUUUGAGGCUGAAUAUGCGGCGGCAACAUCGGAACCGAACAAGCCUGGCGGUAUUGAAAACGAAGCAACACCUACAUCAUCACCCGCAUCUGCGCUUAACCAAGGCACGAACGGCGUCACAGCCCCACCGAUUACAGCGCAUCCUAAACCCGAAUUCAAACCGCCUCCGAACCCGCAUCGUGGGCAGCUCCUGCCGUCGCACCUUCGCGAGGCGCUCCGACGGUACAAGCGGGAUGCGGAGGGAGGAGGCGUUGGGUUCUCUGGGUUGAGUAUGGGGAAUUUGGGCGUGAGGGGAGCUUUUACGUGGAACUCGGGCGGUGUUGGAGGGAGGAGGAUAUUUCGGUAG
Messenger RNA from Monascus purpureus, 1086 nucleotides. NCBI's taxonomy places the organism in Eukaryota, Fungi, Ascomycota, Eurotiomycetes, Eurotiales, Aspergillaceae. The record is from the annotation of a GenBank genome assembly.